This is a messenger RNA of Chlorella variabilis, 1084 nucleotides long. RefSeq lists its product as hypothetical. The record is from RefSeq and is a predicted model, not a curated record. Gene Ontology annotation, cellular component: catalytic step 2 spliceosome; U2 snRNP; nucleus. Gene Ontology annotation, biological process: spliceosomal complex assembly. Gene Ontology annotation, molecular function: zinc ion binding; nucleic acid binding. Lineage: Eukaryota; Viridiplantae; Chlorophyta; Trebouxiophyceae; Chlorellales; Chlorellaceae. The transcript is spliced from 9 exons. The coding region runs from base 188 to 943 and encodes 251 amino acids.
GAUCUUACCAGCAACAAGUGCACACGCACCACAUCCGUCAGCGAGCUCACCGACUCACAGAUUGGUGGCAUCUCUGCAGCGCGAACACUCUGGGGGCCCACAGGCUCGCUGCGGCGCAGUGUGCAGUGUAGGCGCAAGGAGGCGCAGCAGCACACGGGCGCAAGUGCAGGUGGAGCAAACAUAAGCCAUGAGUUUCUUAGAUGCACGAGAGCAUGGCUCCAAGCCAGGGAGUGGGUUCGUCUCCUCGCAGCAGGAGGCGAUUGACCGUCGUGAGCGGCUGCGGCGACUGGCACUAGAGACGAUAGACCUGUCCAAGGACCCUUACUUCAUGCGCAACCACCUGGGGCAGUACGAGUGCCGCCUGUGUCUAACGCUGCACACCAACGAGGGCAACUAUCUUGCGCACACCCAAGGCAAGCGGCACCAGCAGAACCUGGCCAAGCGCGCAGCACGGGACGCGGCUGAAAAGCCGGUGGCGCCAGCACCGCAGCGACGCGUGGCUGUGAAGAAGACGGUGCGCAUUGGGCGGCCGGGCUAUCGCGUCACCAAGCAGUUCGACCCAGAGAUGGGGGCGCGGGGGCUACUGUUCCAGAUUGAGUACCCAGAGAUUGAGGAGGGCACCAAGCCGCGCCACCGCGUCAUGUCCAGCUACGAGCAGCGCAAGGAGCCGUGGAGCAAGGAGUGGCAGUACCUGCUGUUUGCGGCGGAGCCGUAUGAGGUGAUAGCCUUCAAAAUCCCCAGUCUGGAGGUGGACAAGCACCCCGAGAAGCUGUUUACACACUGGGACCCAGACAACAGGGUUUAUUCGCUGCAGCUGCCUUUCAAGGCACCUGCGGCCCCAGCUGGCCGGCCAGGUAUGCAGCUGCCACCACAGCAGCUGCCACCACAGCAGCUGCCACCACCACCACAGCUUGCACCACCGCCGGCAUUCAGGAACAUGUAGCGAACUGAUCCAAAAAUCAGAUCUCACGAUCAUUUCUUGUCUGGACUAGUUGGCCCCUUUCCCUCCAGUUCUUAACAAACAACUGUAUGUGGUAAUUUACAAGAUGGAUGCUCUCUGGUUGUGUGCAAGAGAUGGCAGUUC